GUCCACCGACGGCUGCCAGCGCACUAUAUCAAAAGGUCUUCUCUCUUGAACUUGACAUUACCCAUGGAGUCCUCCGUGUGACAACCGGAAACAUCAGAACACUUGCGGCAUUGAAGUCCUCACGGCCAAAAUAUGUGCUGUCUGUUCCCAAUCCCUCCGACCUCGGCGCAGAGAACACAGCAUUUCUCACUAUGGACACCGACGAGGUGCCUACACGCCGGCCAUAUCCUUCAGCUUUCGAACUGCUGAUCACUUGCAACCCCCCAAUACUUCAGUCAUUGCUUGCCCAAGUCCCGACCGAUACCAUUUUUCGGCUUUACCAGACUUCGUCCUUCCUCCGAGACUUUUUCACGAAAUCCCCCACGUCGUGGCGGUACAUAUCCUGGCGUCUGUAUCAGCCGGUGGCCUCUACUGCAGUAGCUGCUAAUAACAACGCCGCUGGCCAUCGUCAGUCCAGCAACUACGCCCUCGACCAGAUCCUGUUGAACGUCAUAAACCCAUUCAGUACAAGAUUGGUCAGCCUGGAAUUGGACAACACUGCAGUCAGCGGAGCCACUCUGACAUCGACGGUGUUGAUCUUGAGAAGAGACACUUUACAACAUGUGUCGGUCCGUGGUUGCAAGAAUGUAUCAUUGAAAUAUCAUAUAAAUCCAUGGCUGCAAAUGCAUGCAUUGGCUCGGGAGUCUCAAUCCGCCGGUGGGCCAAUCGGUUUCGAAACACUCGCUUUGAAAAGUCUCUACACCUACCGAUGCCGGCAUCACAGACGGAGACCAUAUCUGCCCAGUAGCCUCGCACGUAAGGAAAGCGACAGUGAACCAACGCAUGAACUAGUGCUUACAUGUCACAAACUGGGUAUCUGGACUGAUACCGCUUGGUGCACAACGCCAGGAGCUCGCUGUUUUCGCCGGAGAGGCUAUGUGAAAAUGCGGAUGCCUCAAGACCCUAGGGAGGUCUGGGUGGUAUAUGACCGCUUAUGGAGGAGUCGGAAUUGGUUGGGUCCGGUGGAGCAAUCAAGAAACUCAAACAGCUCUACUCUACGAAAACGAAAGAGGGAUUGUCGAAGCUGGGAGUAUGAUGAAGAAGGCGUUAAUGGAGAACCGACCGGCAUGGGAAAGGAAGGAAAAUCGACACCUGCACAUCUGCGCCAAUCUCAUAUCAAGUUUGUCGAAGACAUCUUUUGCCAGAAUUGCUCUGCUCAGAUUCUGGAAAGAUGUGAGCAGUGUUCAGUUAUGAUGCACUGUUCAGGAUGCAGGAAGACGCUUUGUGCAAGCUGUGCAUUCGACAGGCCUUAUCUGCGCAACAAGAAUGCUCCAGAAGAAGAGCGAAACAAGUUCUGGUGGGCUCCAGGCUCUGCUGUAUCCCCUUGUUCGAUGCAGGACCAGGAUCUGCCUGCCAACACUGUUAUUGGGAACCAUAAUCCUAGUCCCAACCAACCACCCAACAUCAAAUUCAGAUGGUGUUGUACAGAGCCUGUGUUUUCUGGUGGCGGUGGCAUCACAUUUGGCAACAAUAACAGUCGAGAGACGGAUCGAAUACGAGCAGCACCACUGCCCACCGGACAGGGCUGGGAAGAUCCUGAAUUUGGGCCCGAUAGAUUGGACCUUGAGGACGAACCGACUCAACACGUCAGCGGAGGGCCAGGGGGCCGUUGGUCCUCUAUUGACAGCUUUUUCCAGGCCGCUGAAACCCUGGGUUCUGGUGAACAUCCAUCAACAUCAAUACCGAGAGUGCUGUGUGAUGAGUGCUACAGCGCUGAGCAUUGGAGGUUGAAGUGUAAGGCUUGUGCAACGGCCCUAUGCCUCAAGCACGAUAUCGGCGAUCGAAUGAAGGCAAGAAUUUGCGGUUAUCGCGACGUCCUUGUGGAAAGGCAGGACUACAAGUCUCGGCAGAAGGCUCUGAAAUUGCUGGCCACGUUGGUGCGACACAGGAAGAAGAGAUUGGCAGCAGAGAAACCGGUGGUCGAACAUCAUGACGUAAGCUCGAGCCUGGAUGGUGCCUCGUCGGGUCGAUUGGAUCUGUCAACAUCAUCCGAAUAUCAAUCACAUGGCAUACUCACAAGACCAGCCCUCUCGGACGCCGUAGAAAGGGAGGUAGCAUCGACCGCAGUGGGUGCUCAAGCGUCGCGGAGCUACAGAACCCCACUGGCGGAGCUCGAUCUACCUUACCGACCGCUCUCACCGGCCUCAACAAGCACAGGACCACUGUCUCGGUCGACGUCUCCUACUCCUUCGGCUCACUCGAUUCCUGCCACCCCAGAGCCUGCGAUCUCCCCUCUUCGCUUGAGCCAAGCUGAAGCACCGUCUUUCCCCAAAUGGCGAGGCUGCCAAGCGUUUUUCUGUCCCGGUACACGUACACCUGGCGAUCACAGGCGACGAUGUCCCGCCAUUAUGAAGCAGUGCCUCGAAUGCAAGGUACACGUUUGUGGAGACUGUGUGACGACCUUGGAGCCUCCCUGUCCGUGUAAGGGUUGUCAUGCCCCGCAGACUGAAGACCAAGCUGCCUCCGGGGAACAUACAUUUCUGUUCUUUUGUCCGAAUUGUCGAUGGGAUAGGAUGCUCUCAGGGAAGUGCAAAAGGAAAUCCGAAGCCUUUCUAGCCGCGCAGUCUAUGUCGAAGAAAAUGAGGAAGAGAAAGGACAAAAUGCGCAAGCCAAUCGAAGAGAGGCGGCUAAGUGGACCAGGGUCCCUGUCCGCGACAGAAGAGGCAAUUGAGGGUCUGGUCGAGUUUUUCACUAGCUUGAACACGCAAUACCCCGGAAUGAGUCGGCCACAAGAUCUGGCACUGGUCUCGGCGGAAAACCAUCAGCAUAUGGGAGCUACAAAUCUGAACGAUAUACAAGAGUUGGAGGAUAUGGGCGCGCUGGCACGAGAUUUGAUCCGCAGGAUACAGAGGCUAAGGGAUCAAUUCAGGCCGGGGUCCUUGGCGGCACUGGCGUUGCCGGACAUUCGAGUGGAGGAUGAUGUUGCAAGCCAUCUUCUACCAGGCCAGAUACCGCAUGAAGAUCCUGGGGUUGGUCCUGUGCAGCAUCUUCCCCACGGUCUCGAUGAGAACGGACUGAUAAUCGUGGACCCUGGAGAAAUUGACGACGAUGAAGAUGAGCAUCUUGAAGGCCGAGAAUCUAGCUCAGAUUGAACGGGGUUGGGAGAAUUUUCGCUACAAUUCGCCAUGGAAUUUAUACAUAUGGCCCGAGAAUGUCCGGGUUUAAUGACAUCUACACAACAAGAGUAUGACUUGAUGACUCAAGCAUUUCAGCCUUUCUGACGGCAACUGCAACAUGCAUACAUAGCGUGGGAGAUCUCGGGAUUUGAGAACAAGCCGCAAGGGGCUUUCGCGGAGGACUCGGGAGUUUGAUGGAGUUUUUGGCUUUUUUUGCAAUUCUCUAUGUCGAUGUCGAUGUCGAGAUGUCGACGUCGGUGGUCGUCAAAGCAUUCAGUGUCAAUACGAUUUUGCUUUCUUUUCUUGUUUCAUCCGCGGACCAUCAAGCCGCAACGUCUUCUCGAUGUCAGCGUGAUCAGGAC
This is a messenger RNA of Exophiala xenobiotica, 3517 nucleotides long. RefSeq lists its product as uncharacterized. The transcript has a single exon. Lineage: Eukaryota; Fungi; Ascomycota; Eurotiomycetes; Chaetothyriales; Herpotrichiellaceae. The record is from RefSeq and is a predicted model, not a curated record. The coding region runs from base 192 to 3131 and encodes 979 amino acids.